AUGUCAAAACCCUCCCUGCAAAGGAGCCUCCAAGUUUUAAGUGGGAAAACCAGGGAAAGGGCAGCGCAGCAACCCUGUACGACACCAGCAGAGCUGCUUUGCACCAUCUUUCCUCGAGCAGAGGGACUCGGGCAAAGCAGUCCAGAAAUUUUAGAAAGGUUGGACGUAAGGGUUGGCUCCCAGCAACGAAACUGGGGGAAGGUCACUGCUCCGGGUGGUGUUUUGGGUCAGACCCUGCAAACCGCUUUCACAUCGAGAGCUCCCAGCCCGGCUCUCCCUGGACGGGCUCGCGUCUCCCCUCAAGCUUUCAGCCCCUGGGAGCCUGGUGAGUGCUGGUGCUCGGACGAGACUCCCCCGCGGGGCAGUCCCGGGUGCCGAUGCCUUCACCGGCGGCAGGGAGCAGCUCCACACCAGUUCUCUCUCCGUGAGCGCUGGCAUCGAGCCCGGCCGCCUUUCACUGCUGCCUUUUCAUUCGCCUUAAUUCACUGCGUUUCCUUUCUUGCUGCUUGCGAGGAACAGAGGGAGAGCUUGUUCCAGCAGACGGGCCCCAUCCGCUCCACCCGGCUCUUGCUGGAGCGAGGGCUGGAAAAGAGGGAUGGAGGCGAAGGGGUAUCUCCCACCCCUCCGGGGCCCCGCGUGCCGCCUGCGCGCCGCUUCCCAGCAAAUACGGGUGCUAGAACACUACCCCAGCCAUUGGAAGAUCAGCGGUUUGUGACACGGAGGAGGAAACCUGGAGCCAGUAACACUGAGAUCAUCAGCUGGAUUGUGCCAGAUGUGACAGAGGAGGCUGGAAAACCUCAGGCCGGAGGACACACUCCAACCCAGAGGACAAGGAACCACACGCAGAUCUGCUCCUUAGCAGUGAAGCAAGGUGCAGCCGCUCUGCGCCGGGCACUGCGGAGCACACAAAUAAACACGGUCCCUGUGCUGGAACUCGCCGCCCCGGCUGACCGGGAGUAACUCGGCGUGGACCCGACCCAAAGGCUCUUCCCGGGCAGGGAAAGCAGCCCUGCGAGCCCCCGCGCCGUCCCGCUGGCCGGGGCUUGGCAGCGGGGGCUGCGGGCUGACGGCUGACGUCCUCCCCAGCCCGUUUCCUCCCGCCGCUGCCAAGCCACUCGCAGAGCACUUCUCGAAAUGAAUUUUCUGGAAAACAAAUUAAAAGGAGGGGUUACAUCACGCAGCAGACAGCCCAGCCGGCACCGGGCUGCGCUGACAGACCCUGCCUGUGUUUUUUGGGCUGCGCCACAUUGCUCGCAGCUGCUGCUGGAAUCUGCAGCUCGCCAUCUAAAUCUGCUGUAACCAUGAAGUGAUCAAAGCGGCCCGAUGUUAUUGUCUGCUCUCUGAUGGACGGCGCGGGGCAGGGUCUCCCGGAAACCUCCGCUUACUUCGGGUUUUUUUUUUUCCCUGUGCAAAAACCACAGACAAACAAAAUCGGGGAGGGGUGCAGGGAGCGGGAAGCAAAGGACACUCCAGCGGGUGUUACGGCAGCACAGUCGAGGUCUCGGGAGUCGGGAAAUUCCAGUCCCUGCAGCCUGCUGGUCGGAGUGCAUGGAGGGCAGGGGUAAGCGGGGGGGGGGGGGGGGGAGAGAAUAUGCUGCCUGCUGGGAAAUCAUCCUGAGCUAGGCUGGGAUCUCAGUGACCUGGGCUCCCUCCCCAGCACCGCCACAUCCUCCUCGCGCAGCCGCGGGCGUAUCACUUUGGGUCGUUUCGGCAGGGAUCGUCACUCUCCAUCAGGCGUGCCCAUCCAUCAAGAGCUUCCUUGGGAAACCCAGCGUGCCCCCAAACCCUUCCUCUAUGUGAUACUUGUAAAUAAAGCAAGCGGGGAUGAGUUCCCUGUGCCAGAGCCGCAGCACAGCCGUGUGAGGGCACCACAGGGGCCAGACCAGCGCCAGGAUGGGGAUGGGGUCUCCGGUCUAGCAGGGUCCACCAAGUUCCCAAUGCAGAGGGGACCAUGCCAGCCCACACCUUUGCUUGUGCAAAAACCUUCAGCCAUCAAUUCUCCCCCGUAAAUCUUUAUUCAGGUGAGCUCAUCGGCGCUGCCGUGGAAAACAAGCCCUGCUGCAAAUGAGGAGUCAUGAAUAAUCAUGCUGGCUAUUUUGAAAGGCUUUUUACGCUUUGCAUAAGAGAUCCAAAGAAGAUCUGCUUUUAAAUAGAAGAAUAGUCCUCUGAAAUGUUUGGUUCGGUCUGCAGCCGAGAGAUGAUCUGCAGCACCUCACCCCAGUGACAGCGAGUCCCCUGCCACGCACUGCUGCAGGGUCAGGCAGGGAAGGAGGGAGGAUGGGGCAGCAGUGACAGCACCAGCUUCUGAUCAUCCCUCUCCUUGCCGUCGGCUGUCUGUGGGAUGUGGGGCUGAACCUGCCCUGCCUCAGCUCUGCAACUGCAAAAUGGGGAAAAGUGCCAUGUGCACGGUCAUUAGCGUUUUACAACCAUUAAAAGACUUCUAUACUAGGCAGGCUGAGAAAGUUGGGGUUGUUCAGCCUGGAGAAGAGAAGGCUCCAGGGAGACCUUAGAGCCCCUUCCAGUGCCUAAAGGAGGCUUGCAAGAGGGCUGGAGAGGGACUGCUCACAAGGGCAUGUAGUUAGGGGACAAGGGGGAAUGGCCUUAAGCUGAAGAAAGGCAGGUUUAUAUUAGACAUUAGGAAGAAAUUCAUUACUGUAAGAGUGGUGAGGCCCUGGCACACAUUUCCCGGAGAAGCUGUGGCUGCCCCAUCCCUGGAAGUGUCCAGGGCCAGGUUGGACCAGGCUUGGAGCAACCUGGGCUAGUGGAAGGUGUCCCCACCUAUGGCAGGGCGUUGAAAUGAGAUGAUCUUUAAGGUCUUUUCCAACCCAAACCAUUCUAUGAUUCCAUGAUUCUAUCCUCUGUAGAGGAAGCUCUCUAAAUGGCUGAAAUUAAGGGAUACAAAUAACUUUUGCCUAAGAAAGUCCUAAUCCCAGGCCUCUGGUCAUGCAUUUAUUGUGGCUCCAGUGAGAGGCUUCUUGUUACCUGUUUCCAUUUAAGCUGGGCACAUACCACCCAUUCUUUACAGAGAUAAUUUAAUUCCUUCCCUCUCCACCAGUUCUUUCUCUCGCUGCCUAAUACACUCCAACCAGGAAUUAAGGAUACAAAUGCAAAAUCUCCACUUGUUCUUUAAUUUCUUUCCUGUGAGCCCUCAGUCCAGCUCUCCAGCCUGCCCUGUCCAACCUGGGAAAGCCCCCCCAAAAAAGGAGAGAAAAAUGACAAUGGAGAAAGUGCUUGCCUUGCUUUAGUUAAGCCUGUAGCAAAAUAUUUCUUUUGCUACCUAUUUAUUAGUAUUCUGGUACAGCAGGGAAAGGGUUAUCAAAACAGUUACUGGACCAUGGGAAACCUCUUUUUUGCUGAGAAUAAGAGAUUUUUGGAGAGCCACCUCUGGUAGCUUUAUGCACUUCUGCUUCCCUGAUGAAUAUUUUCAUAUUCUCAGUUUCAAUGCAGGAUGACUGUUGUGUUGGGCCACACAGUGCACAUCUGGUCUGUGCAGAGCAGAGACAGAGAGGGCAUGUUCUCAGUGUGAUCCUCUUUCAUUACACCUCCCCUUGAACCCAAACAUCUGCCAUCGUGUCCAGUGACUUGAGCCAAACAAACCACCUUCAGAAAAUAAAAGCAGACCCAACUGAUGUUAGCAAAAAGGACUAAAAGCAUGGGAGGGGAAAUGUAAGCCAAGAGAAAGUGGGAGGAAGAAAAUUGCAAGGAGCAAAUAUCUGGAGAAUGAUCCGAUAACCACAGAGCAGCAGCCCCUUAGUUGUCAAUGGAAAAAAAACCAAAAAACAACCAA
Molecule: messenger RNA, 3787 nt
Organism: Pseudopipra pipra
Lineage: Eukaryota; Metazoa; Chordata; Aves; Passeriformes; Pipridae
Exons: 5
Coding region: 1-960 (319 amino acids)
Source: RefSeq, a predicted model, not a curated record